Molecule: messenger RNA, 3802 nt
Organism: Leptonychotes weddellii (Weddell seal)
Lineage: Eukaryota; Metazoa; Chordata; Mammalia; Carnivora; Phocidae
Source: RefSeq, a predicted model, not a curated record
CCUCGGCCCGGGCCCUUCCCCGCUCGCCCUGGCGCCCUACUGUGUGCCCGUCCCCCUUCCGGGGCCGCCCGGUUUGGUGAGGACACCUGGACGAGCGGGAAGGCUGCUGGAAAGGUCUUCCCGGAUAGAGGGGACUGCACGUGCAAAGACAGGAGAGGCUUGCGCCUGAGCCCCGCCGGGGAGCCGGUGAGGGCGGACACCCCUCAAACUUGAUUGCCAUUCCGAGGAAGGCUGGAAGCCUCUGAGGGCCCCAACUGGACAGCACCCCCCCCCCGUUUCUGCCCAGCCUGCACUGGCCUGGGGGGACGGUGUCCCCGUGAGUCAGGACACAGGCUCCUGGUGGGUAGUUAGCGCUUGGGCAUGGUUACAACUUUUCAGCACUGUGUCGCUUGUGGGCAAGAGACAGCACUCCACAAAAUCUUGGGGGCGCCUCCAGCUGCUCCACAGGCAAGAACCUUUGCCUUUGAGGCGGCAGGGCUCCAAGCCCGCCUGCACACAGUAGGCCUGGAGAAGGUUCAGUCCCCAGCAAAUCUCUUUCCAGGCCCAAGGCCCUGGAGGGUCUAGGACCCCUGGGCACCUGGGAAGGGAGAAACCGCCCAGACAGGGACCUGACAGCAAGUGGGGGUCCCACAUUUUCAGACAUCUGUGGCCCAGCAGGUGAAGCCUGAGGCCAGGCAGGAAGGAGGUGGGCAGGGCUGAGCCCGAGGAGAAGCCGGGAUCUGGGGAGGGCCCCCUUGUGCCCAGGGAGGGGCCAGGCAGGGCAGGGGUGGCCAAGUCUUACAGAUCCGCCUUGGUGAUGAGUGGAGGAAAGAGUAUCGGGAUGCCCAGGUGGCCUUUGGCUGUCACUGUCUCCUGAACUGUAAUGGGUGCCUCUAGCGCAGGCCUUCCAAAGUCCAGUCUGUAAGCUGCAUCUUCCAGAAGGCCCACCCUGUGGCCUUGAGGACUCUUUGGCUGCAGGGAUCUCUUCGCUGAUCUGGUGACCUCUCCCCCAGCCCUGUGGCUUGCAGGGUGAUAUGGGGGCUUCCUGGGUCCCUGCCCAUCUUGAAACUAACCAAGGGGGGAGGGAGGGAGGAGGUCACCUGGACGCCCCUUCCUGCUGCUUGACCUUGGCAAGCCCUUGGCCUCUCAGUUUCUCCAUCUGCUGUUGGAUGUGAUCGCAGCACCACAGGCCUGGAGGGCAUUUGUGAAGUGGGGGCUGUGUACAGGGUGGGAGCUCAUGGCUGUUGGGCAUGGGCUGUGUGCCUGGCCUCCCUUUCCCCCAACCUCAUCAGGCCUGGGCUGGCCGCCCACUUCCGUUCACCAUGGAGCUGGGUUUCCCUGGGGACCAAUGGACUGGCCCAGCCCAACCCCACCCCACCCCCCAGCCUCUCCUGGCCUCACUCACACUGGGAGGAGGGGUGGAGGCUGGGUGGCCUCUUGGACCCCUGCCCCUUUGCCCUGCCUUCCAGGGCUGGGAAGCCUCCACCCACUGCUGGGCUGGGAGGAAGAAGCAGUGGUUGCCCCUGGAGGAGGUCCUGGUGGCAGCUCCAGCCGGGAUGGCAGCUCCAGAAUCUCUAAGGGCCAUGGGGAGUCCAGCCCCACCUCCCGGGGCACCCUAGGCCUCCCACAGCCUAUCAUCUGUGUAUCUGCCUCCCAUUCAUCUGUGGGCCACUCGCCAUGGGUGGGUGCUUCUCCAAGCCCAAGCCAGUGGAGCUCAAGAUCGAGGUGGUGCUACCUGAGAAGGAGCGGGGCAAGGAGGAGCUGCUGGCCGGCGGGAAGGGCAGCCCCCGGGCCUACCAGGGUAACGGCACAGCCCGCCACUUCCAUGCCGAUGAGCGCCUGCCCGCCCCUCACCCCUAUCCCAGCGCUCAGGACUGUGUGGAGGCCGCCGUCUGCCACGUCAAGGACCUCGAGAAUGGCCAGAUGCGGGAAGUGGAGCUGGGCUGGGGGAAGGUGUUGCUGGUGAAGGACAACGGGGAGUUCCACGCUCUGGGCCACAAGUGUCCGCACUAUGGAGCACCCCUGGUGAAAGGUGUGCUGUCCCGUGGCCGGGUGCGCUGCCCCUGGCAUGGUGCCUGUUUCAACAUCAGCACCGGUGACCUGGAGGACUUCCCUGGCCUCGACAGUCUGCACAAAUUCCAGGUGAAGAUUGAGAAGGAGAAGGUGUACGUCCGGGCCAGCAAGCAGGCCUUGCAGCUACAGCGAAGAACCAAGGUGAUGGCCAAGUGUAUCUCUCCGAGUGCUGGCCACAGCAGCAGCACCAACGUGCUCAUUGUAGGCGCAGGUGCGGCUGGCUUAGUGUGUGCGGAGACCCUGCGGCAGGAGGGGUUCUCAGACAGGAUCGUCUUGUGCACGCUGGACCGGCACCUCCCCUAUGACCGACCUAAGCUCAGCAAGUCCCUGGACGCCCAGCCUGAGCAGCUGGCCCUGAGGCCCAAGGAGUUCUUCCGAGCCUAUGGCAUCGAGGUGCUCACCGAGGCCCAGGUGGUCACAGUGGACGUGAGAAACAAGAAGGUCGUGUUCAAGGAUGGCUUCAAGCUGGAGUACAGCAAGCUGCUGCUCGCACCAGGGAGCAGCCCUAAGACGCUGAGCUGCAAAGGCAAAGAGGUGGAGAAUGUGUUCACCAUCCGGACCCCUGAAGAUGCCAAUCGUGUGGUGAGGCUGGCCCGGGGCCGCAACGCAGUGGUCGUGGGAGCUGGCUUCCUGGGGAUGGAGGUGGCCGCCUAUCUGACCGAAAAGGCCCACUCAGUGUCCGUGGUGGAGCUGGAGGAGACGCCCUUCAGGAGAUUUUUGGGGGAACGUGUUGGGCGUGUCCUCAUGAAGAUGUUUGAGAACAACCGGGUCAAGUUCUACAUGCAGACAGAGGUGUCCGAGCUGCGAGCCCAGGAGGGAAAGCUGAAGGAGGUCGUGCUGAAGAGCAGCAAGGUUGUGCGGGCUGACGUCUGUGUUGUGGGCAUUGGUGCGGUGCCCGCUACGGGCUUCCUGAGGCAGAGCAGCAUCAAUCUGGAUUCCCGAGGCUUCAUCCCUGUCAACAAGAUGAUGCAGACCAACGUCCCAGGCGUGUUUGCAGCUGGUGAUGCUGUCACUUUCCCCCUGGCCUGGAGGAACAAUCGGAAAGUGAAUAUCCCACACUGGCAGAUGGCUCAUGCCCAGGGGCGGGUGGCGGCCCAGAACAUGCUGGCGCAGGAAGCGGAGAUUAGCACCGUGCCCUACCUGUGGACAGCCAUGUUCGGCAAGAGCCUGCGCUACGCGGGGUACGGAGAAGGCUUCGACGACGUCAUUAUCCAGGGGGAUCUGGAAGAGCUCAAGUUCGUGGCUUUUUACACCAAAGGCGAUGAGGUGAUUGCUGUGGCCAGCAUGAAUUACGAUCCUAUUGUCUCCAAGGUAGCUGAGGUGCUAGCCUCCGGCCGUGCCAUCCGAAAGCGGGAGGUGGAGCUGUUUGUGCUGCACAGCAAGACCGGCGACAUGUCCUGGCUCACAGGGAAAGGAUCCUGAGCUCGCAUGCAGCAGACUUGGGCAGGCACGCUUGGGCACCAGGGACAGAGGCCAAGCCCUGGGGGCAGGUGCCAACCUCCAAUUUCCCAGGAUUCCCCAGGGCAGAACCUGAGCCUUCCCAGUGCUUGCCUUCGGUUGCCUGGCUCACCUCCAGAGAGGCUUCUGCUACCUCCAGGAGAUGCUUACCCCCCAAGGCCUCAGCUGCCACUGAUGGCUGGCAAUGGAGGCAGGACAGGCCUAUCCUCUUCUCCCUCUCUUGAGACUGGUCCCCUGCGGGACCCUGCAACAUAUUAGACAUUAUCUUAAAAUUAAAACGCACACAUUUGCA